Messenger RNA from Anthostomella pinea, 498 nucleotides. The record is from the annotation of a GenBank genome assembly. NCBI's taxonomy places the organism in Eukaryota, Fungi, Ascomycota, Sordariomycetes, Xylariales, Xylariaceae.
AUGUACGCCCUCGCCACCCUCACCACCUUCCUCGCCGCUCUGGCCUUGACCAGCGCCACGCCCCUUUCCGCCCUCGCCGAGCCAAUCCCGACGACGGAACUUGCCUCCAACCAAGGCGGUUUCCUUUCCUGCGCCCUGCUGCUCAGAAGGCUUCCGAGCACCGCGGACGAUGGCACGGUGGAGGUGUACAAUGAACAGGGCCUGCGGAUGCAUUUCGUGAGCUUGGCUGGUUCGGAGGAUGAGGCGGGCCAUUGUGUGUCAUGGUCGGGGCCCUCGGCGAGCUUCGCCUUCGCCAUCCUGCGGAAGAAGCCCACCUUCAACCGCCAGCGCAUGAUCUUCAGCUCAAUGACGCGCUACUACGACACUGGCAAGGCUCGCAAGCGCCUCAGCUACGCGCCCCUCGUCAGCCUGAGCGACGGUGUCAAGCGCACAGUGCGGUGGACCCUGGACCAGCAGGAGAAGGCCAAGCAUGCCGCUGCUGGGGCGAUGAAGUCAUGA